AUGGAGUGGAUCCUUCAAGACCGCUCCCAUUUCAGCGAACUAUCGGGUGACCCAACAGCUGCAUCUGAGAGAAAGAUUGUUGCCGCGCUCAGGAAACUCAGAACUAAGAAACUAAUUACGGACAGUCUGUACUGGAAACUUUUCACCUCCGACGGAGCGACACCGAAGAUAUAUGGCCUACCGAAAGUUCACAAGAACAAUUGUCCUCUACGCCCCAUUGUGUCCUUCAUAGGUGCACCGUCCUAUAACGUGUCUAAAUUCCUGGCUGAACUGUUGGCACCUUUAAUGUACAAGAACGACCAGUCGGUGAAGAACUCUGCGGAAUUUUGUGAGCUCAUCCGUGACAUCCGCAUAGACGAUGGCGACGUCAUGAAGUCUUUUGAUGUCAUCUCCCUGUUUACAAACGUGCCCAUUGACGUAGCUCUGUCCGUAGUUCGAACGAAGCUGAGAGCUGACGUUGACUUAGAAGACCGCACUGAUCUUUCAGUUGAAGACAUUUUAGAACUUUUAAAGUUAUGCCUCGGACAAACCUUCUUCCAAUUCAAGAACAGGUUCUUUAAACAAACCGACGGAUGCCCCAUGGGCAGCCCAAUUUCAACGACCAUUGCCAACUUAGUCAUGGAGUUUGUUGAAGACAAGGCCUUAGAGGACGCAGGACAAUUCAUCACCUUUUACAGACGUUAUGUUGACGACACAUUUGUGAUUAUUAAGAAGAAUUUCACCAACACAUUCUUUGACAAGCUGAACAGCAUUCAUCCUAACAUCCAGUUCACCUGCGAGGAGGAGAAAGAGAAAAAGAUCGCCUUUUUGGAUGUCCUCGUGCAAAGAGACCCGUGCGGAAACUUGAAGACCUCGGUUUACAGAAAACCGUGCGACACAGGAUAG
This is a messenger RNA of Ornithodoros turicata, 885 nucleotides long. RefSeq lists its product as uncharacterized. Bases 1 to 885 code for a protein of 294 amino acids. The record is from RefSeq and is a predicted model, not a curated record. The transcript has 2 exons. NCBI's taxonomy places the organism in Eukaryota, Metazoa, Arthropoda, Arachnida, Ixodida, Argasidae.